Messenger RNA from Callithrix jacchus (white-tufted-ear marmoset), 3264 nucleotides. NCBI's taxonomy places the organism in Eukaryota, Metazoa, Chordata, Mammalia, Primates, Cebidae. The record is from RefSeq and is a predicted model, not a curated record.
UUCAAUACUAUAUUAACUGUUGUCAGUUUAUAAAAUGAUUUAAUAUCUCAUAAAUAUCUUUCUUUUUAAGCAUUUUAAUUAAGGAUUGAAGGCAGUGUUCUGUGUCAGGAUUGAGGAAAGUACAUACAAAAGAAUGAAAUCCUGUCAUUCGUGACAACCUGAGUGAGCCUGGAGGACGCUGUGUUAACCAAAAUAAGUCAGGCACAGAAAGAUAAAUACCGCAUGAUCUCACUCCUCUGUGGGAGCUAAAACAAAAUCAAGUUCAUGGAAGAAGAGAGUAGAGCUGUGUGUUAGAGGACAGGACAGAUGGGAGGAGAGGCUGGUGGGGGUGGUGGACACAAAAGCACAGCUGGAUAAACGGAAGGAGUUCUGUUGUUCUGCCUCAUUAGAGGGCAAAUAUGGGUAACUGUAAUUUAUUACAUAUUUUCCAAAAACAGAAGAGGGGAUUUUGAAUGUUCACAACUCAAGGAAAUGAGAAAUGCCUUAGGUGGUGGAUAUGCCAGUUACCCUGAUUUGCUCAUUACGCUGUAUACAAGUAUUGAAGUAUCACUCUGCAUAUCUCAUAAAUCUGUAUAAUUAUUAUUUGUCCACUUAAAGGAAAAAAAGAAGGAUUGAGCGGUGUGAAGAAGUGUCUUUGAAUGGAGGGAGACAUUUAUUUCUAUUUUAUUUUUUUUUGAGAUGGAGUCCUGUUCUAUCACUCAGGCUGGAGUGCAGUGGUGCAAUCUUGGCUCACUGCAACCUCCGACUCCCGGGUUCAAGCAAUUCUCUUGCCUCAGCCUCUUGAGUAGCUGGGAUUAUAGGCGUGUGCCACCAUGCCCAACUGAUUGUUUUUUGUAUUUUUAGUAGAGACAGGGGUUUCACCACAUUUGUUAGGCUGAUCUCGAACUCCUGAUCUCAGGUGAUCCACCUGCCUUGGCCUCCCAAAGUGCUGGGAGUAUAGGCGUGAACCAUCAGCGCAGCCCAUUUUGGGAAACACUUUAAGAUGACCUUGUAAAGCUAAGCAGUUGUUGUUUUUGUGGGCAGGCCAGAGAGAGCUUUCCUGGGGAGCCCCCAGGCAUUGGCUGUUCCUCCCCGAACUGCUUUAUCCCUCAGGUGGAAGUUUGGUGGUGCUUUUGUGUAGGGCUGACGGAGGCCCCCUGAGAGGUCUUAAAGUUUUGUGGUGGCUUCUCUCCCUUUCCCUUAUCUCUGCUUUGCACAAAUUGGAAUAUUUAAUUUGAAAUUUUAUCACAUUAGCUACAGGGAAAGUCUUGUAUUGCAAAUGCUGGGCAGCCACCCGCCCACUGUCAACAGCAUUAUGAGAUGGGCCCCUGCGAAUGCCCUUCCACCUUAGAGGGGCAGUCCUGAGGUCUGGAUUCAGACUUUCUGUCCCAGCGCUGUGACUCCCGGUACCUUAGUUACUCUCUUUGUGCCUCCAUUUGUACAUUGCCUCACAGGCUUGAUAGUAUAAGUAAGUAGUUCUCAAAGUGCCCCUAAGACCCUUUCAGGGGUCUGUGAAGUCAAACUAUUUUCAUAAUAAAUUUAAGACAGUAUUUGUUCUUUUCCUUCUCAUUUUCCCCAAAAAUAUAUGAAGCAGGAGUGGCCGAAACAGACCUCUUACACACGGAUCUGGGAAGGAAGGGGUGAUUUAUUCGGCUGCAGCAAGGUGGCAUACUUGCCUGAUAGCCACGCUGGUCCAACAAAGGGAACCUCUGCCUUUAUACAGGCUCACAGCUCUAGAUAUUACAUGUGAAAGGGUCUUGGGUUUACAGUUUUAGAAAGUACGUAUGCGGGGUCAGGAUGGAUGGAGUAAGCGCGGGGGUUUGAGCAGGACUGAAUGGGAACAAUAGAGGGCGUUCCUCCGUACCGCCCACCCUUAGCAUUGCCUGAGAUCUUAAGGGUUGGGGGGGUUUAAUCUUUAACCCACAGGCCACUGACCUCCUGCCUGCUGUGUCUCAGCUUUUACUUCCUCCUCCUUUGAGACGAGAGACAGGAAACGGGUUUCUUUGCUCAUGUGCACUGCAGUUUUUCUGAGGCGACAUGACGUGCAGUUUUGCAGCAGACUGAAUGCAGAACUAGAGAUGAGAAGCCAGCUAUGACAUAUUUACAUUAGAGAUUGGAACAAUUAUCAGGUCAUUGGGAUGCUGCCCUAGUGAAGGAGAGCUGCAUGAUCUGAUUGCAGAGCUGGGUGUGGAGAGCUGGCUAGCAAGUCAUUCCAUGGAUUUAACAAACCCGGGUCUGCAGUUACCUAAUCUAGUCAACCCCGGCCUGUAGAAGACACCAGUGCCUUUCUCACCAGCCUGAUGCCCUUGGUGAGCAGCGCGGCUGAGCCCUCCCAUGGAACAGAAUCCUCCGGUCUCCAUUCCGGGUUCUGAAGGCACUCCUCGUCUUCAUGUUCCUGGUAAUGCUGUUGAGAUAGUGCAGAUCCAUUCUGAUUCCCAAUCCUUUAUAGAGGAAGAAGAACCCACUGGAUACAUUCGAUUUGAAAAAUUUCUUCCGGUGAUGACAGAAAUACUACUAGAAAGAAGAUACAGACCCAUUCCAGAAGAUGUCCUUCUUCGAGCCUUUGAGGUUUUAGAUACAGCUAACCGUGGAUUUCUUACUAAGGACGAAUUGAUCAAGUACAUGACUGAAGAAGGUGAGCCUUUUUCUCAAGAGGAAAUGGAAGAAAUGUUGUCUGCUGCAAUUGACCCAGAAUCAAAUUCAAUUAAUUACAAGGACUAUAUAUCAAUGAUGGUGAUAGAUGAAAAUUAAAUGUUCUAAAGAUAAUUUCUAAGUACAAGGACAAUUGUAGAAAUUGCUUGUCCUUGUUAAUUUCACAUCUUCUCUCACGAUUCCUGUAUGUGAUAUUUAAUACCUUGUGACAUAAGUAUUUUAAGAUACUUUGUUUUUAAAAAUGACCAUAACACUUUAAAACAAAUUUAUUAUGUCUAGCCUUACAGAAUGAUAUGUUCCUAUUUAUUUAAAACCAAUUCUGUCCAGGCACGGUGGCUCACACCUGUAAUUCCAGCAUUUUGGGAGGCUGAGGCGGGCGGAUCAUAAGGUCAGGAGUUCGAGACCAGCCUGGCCCACGUGGUAAACGCCAUCUCUACUAAAAAAAACAAUAAAAAAUUAGCCAGGCGUGGUGGCAAGUGCCUGUAGUCCCAGCUACUCAGGAGGCUGAGGCAGAAGAAUCACUCAAACCCAGGAGGCAGAGGUUGCAGUGAGCCGAGAUCUUGCCACUUCAUUCCAGCCUGGGUGACAGAGUGAGACUCAAAAAAAAAAUAUUAAAACAUUUUAACAUUAGAA